GCCGUCUCCACCGUUCGUCUGUUAUCAUCGACUCAAACGGCCUGGCCCGGGUUCAUUCCCUCACCGCCUGAACUCUGACAACAGUGGCGACGGUGGUGGCAAUGGGAACAAUGGCGGACGAGGGCUUCGCAGGACGCUACCAAGUGCUGGAGGAGCUCGGGCGUGGCAGCUUCGGCGUCGUGUACAAGGGUAUCGACAAGGCGACCGGGGAGACGGUUGCAAUCAAGCACAUCGAUCUCGAGUCGAGCGAAGACGAUAUCCAGGAAAUCCAACAGGAAAUUUCGGUGCUCAGUACGUGCGCCAGCAACUAUGUCACGCAGUACAAGGCGAGCUUCCUGCGCGGACACAAGCUCUGGAUUGUCAUGGAGUAUCUGGGCGGCGGAUCCUGCCUGGACCUGCUGAAAUCGGGCGCCUUCAACGAAGUCCAGAUUGCCAUCAUCUGCCGGGAGCUGCUGUUGGGCCUUGAUUACCUGCAUUCCGAAGGCAAAAUACACCGCGACAUCAAGGCCGCCAAUGUGCUCUUGUCCGACUCCGGGAAGGUUAAGCUCGCCGACUUCGGUGUUGCGGCGCAGCUGACCUACAUGAAGUCGCAGCGGAACACCUUCGUCGGCACCCCCUUCUGGAUGGCCCCGGAGGUGAUCCAGCAGGCCGGCUACGACUUCAAGGCCGACAUCUGGUCGCUCGGAAUCACCGCCAUCGAACUGGCACAGGGUGAGCCACCACAUGCCAGCCUGCACCCCAUGAAGGUCCUCUUCCACAUCCCGAAGAACCCUCCGCCGCGGCUCGAGGGGAAAUUCAGCAAGGAGUUCAAGGAUUUUGUGGCGCAAUGCCUGGUCAAGGAUGCCGACUUCCGGCCGACGGCAAAGGAACUCCUGAAGCAUCGCUUCAUCCGGUCGGCCGGCAAGGUGGAAGCCCUGCAGGAGUUGAUCCAGCGCAAGCGGCUUGCCGAUGCGAGGGCCGACCACGCGAAGCUCCCCGUGUACUACCAGGAGACUCUGCGCACCAUCUCUCCGAAGGACGAGGCGGACGAGUGGGUGUUCGAGACGGUCAAGUCGGUCGUCCCGCGCCGGGGCACCGUUCGGUCCAGGAAACCGUCAUCUGCCUUCGCCGUCGAGGAUGCGAUGCACAAGCUGGAUCUCAAGGAUGGGCCGCUGCAGCCAUCGACGCCAGGAACGGUGCGGAAGGCGACGGUGCGGCGGCAGCCGUCUUCGGCCUCGCGCCAGAACUCGGUCAGGCGCCACGUCUCCAACGGGUCCCCUCGGGCGUCUCUCGCGCCCAAGCGCCCUCUUCAACCAGACCUGUCUUUCGGAAACUCGGGUUCGACCAUGCGUCUGUUCCGCCGCGUGCCCUCGGACGGCUCCAACCCAGGCUGCCUCGCUUCCUCACCCCCGGAGUUCGCUAACGAAAACCAACCUCCUCCCGCAUACCAAGCGCCGGUCGAGCCAAACAGCAAAGAGGCGAUGCUGGGCCGCCGCCUGUACAACAAAGCCCUCGAGCCGUGCCUCGACGAGCUCCACGCCCAGACGGCCGCUUCGUCCAAGCGAGAAGCUCUCGCCAGGCUGUCCGACGCCUUCGCGUUUCUCGACUCGGUCGACCCCGAAGGGGCCUACCAUUUCAUCCGCAACCUCGUCUCCGCUGUCUCCCAGGACAACAAGCUCACCAAUGCCUUCCUCCCGCAACACCAGAGCACCGCCCCACUGGCAAAACCCCCCAGCGACGGCACUCCGCAGGGCACUGUCCUGAUCAAAUCCCGCGCGACCCCGCCCUCCUCCUCCAGCCCCACCUCCGGCGCAGCCGUCCCUCCUCCGCCUCCUACUCCCGCAACGCCACCUGUCCCGACGAGCCCCACAAAGCUCAUCCUCAGCCAGGAUAACCCCCACCUGAUGAGCCACCACCGCCGGAGGGGCAGCAUGCUCCCCCCGCCCCCGCCCCCGCCGCCCUCUUCCUCCUCCUCCUCCUCGGCGGACGGGCCGCGGUCGCCCGACCGGGACCGGGACCGCGAGCGCGAGCGCGACAGAGAAAAGGAGAGAGAGAAGAUGGCCAUGGCCGCGCUCGAGGCCCGGUUCCCCGGCCGCCCCGCCGUGCCCGGCAUGGAGCACUGCAAGGCCCUCUCGGACCUGCUGUAUGCCCGCUGGACCGACGGGCUGCGGGCCCGCUGGGGCGUCGUCGGUGGGGCUUGAUCGCCGCCUCUCCUUCCCCGGUCCGGGCUGUGCCUACGUGGUGGUGGGAGGGGUGGCUUGAUCGCCGGCCCCCCACCGGGUUGUGCUUACUUGGUGGUGGGAGGGGAAAGGCUUGUGGUGUGUGACGGUGACGGGCUGAGCGGUGGGAGGGAGGGAGGAAGGGAGCGAAGCGAAGGAG
Messenger RNA from Thermothielavioides terrestris NRRL 8126, 2358 nucleotides. RefSeq lists its product as uncharacterized. The transcript has 4 exons. Gene Ontology annotation, molecular function: protein kinase activity; ATP binding. Gene Ontology annotation, biological process: protein phosphorylation. Bases 111 to 2180 code for a protein of 689 amino acids. The record is from RefSeq and is a predicted model, not a curated record. NCBI's taxonomy places the organism in Eukaryota, Fungi, Ascomycota, Sordariomycetes, Sordariales, Chaetomiaceae.